GUAGCCUAGCUUCGUUCCACCCGCCCCAGCCCCCUCUCCUGACCGCACUUCCACGUCGUCUACCCCACGCUCUUUUUAUUCUACUCAUUCAAGACCUCUUCAUUAUGCUCGCUCAGCCUUGUAUGCUGGCCUUUGCCGCCCUGGCGUCCCUCGCGACCGCUGCCUCGUCGCAGCAAUCUCACAAUCGUCUGGCCAAGCGUGUCGCCACGGAUUCUUCUUUCCAACAAACAUACUACCAAUCCAAUUACAAGGAUGGCGCUCAGGCUCCAGGCUUCCAAGCAGGCGACUCGGAUGGCCAGACGGUCAUAAUCAACAGCAACAAUGGCACAGACAACAACUCGCCCGUCUCCACCUGCCCCAUCGCCUACAUCGGCGGUGCAGCAGUCGUAGGCUCAGAGGACGACGGCUGGGAAUCCAAGGCCCAGAUCGUCGGCUUCGACACCAAGUCGCUCGAGGUCGACAACAACAUCACUAUGCCAUACUACAUCGAGCGCAAGGACUACACCAAGGCCAAGCGCAUCAUCAUGGUUCUGCAGGGUAAGCCCAGAGAUGCGUGGCGAUACCCAAACUUGAUGCGAUACACGGGCAAAUGCGCGGUGAGCAACCCAGACUGGCCGACUCAGGACGAGGACUUCAUCGUUACCGCACCCAUCAUCUACAACACCAAUGACCUCAAGGCAGGAGGCGCUGCACCUACAGAUCUCGUCUGGAACGGCGGUUCGUGGGCGUCUGGAGGUAUCACAAAGGGGCCUGGCGAUGCGACGUGGACGACGUUCAAGGCCAUGGACUCGCUCGUUGACUUGUGGUUCAACCAGACGAUGUUUCCCGCCCUCACCUCCGUAGUCAUUGCCGGUCACUCUGCAGGCGCCAUCCUCGCACAGCGUUACGCCAUGCUCCGUCAAUCGACUUCUGGCCAAGACGAGAACAUCAAGUGGCUCAUCGCCGAUGCUGGCUCAUACGUGUGGCCAAAUGACGACUAUCCCGUCACCAAUCCGCCCGCGACCAAGGACUGCAAGAGCGACGGAGAUGCCUGCGACAUGGUCGCCUCGUGCAACACGACCAAGACGCAAUGGCCCUACGGCAUGGACGUCUCUGACCCUUCCACUAUGAACGUCUAUGGUCGCGACCGCGUCGUCAAGGACAAGCAAGGCGUCAUCGAUACCUACCUCGCCCGUCGUAUCCAGUACACCAUCGCAGAGCUCGAUGACGGGCAAGGCGACACGCACUGCGAGGCUCAGUUCCAGGGCGACUCUCACCGCUCGCGCGGCUGGAACUUGAUCAGCGAGCUGAGAAAGAUGGGCGCCACUGGCUUGACCAACACCACCGUACCCAAUGCGACGCACGUCGACGAGGAAGUCUUCAUCGACCCAGCGUCCCAGCAUUGGCUCUUCGUCGACGGCAUCAGCGAUGCGAGGAAUGGGACUGGUGCGGGUGGGUCAAAGUCAUCCAAGGGUGGGAAGGGUAAUGACUCGUCCAGCAGCAGCAGCAAAGGAUCAUCUGGCGCCGCCUCGUCACAGGUAGACCUUGCCGGCAAGGCUGUGGCCGCCUUGGCACUCGCCUUCACGGCAGCCGCUGUGUCAAGCGUGGGUCUCCUCUGAAGGCGAUGCUGGUUCUUCGCCCUCUGCAUGCGACGCACAAUGGACAGAUUCGGACUCAUGGCGCUCGUCAUCGCCUCGUGGACAUUUUCUCCCCUCCCUUCCCUCUUCACCGCUGCCGCCGCUGCGCCGCCCCACUUCAGGACUCGUCUGCCUCACGCUAUUAUGUAU
This is a messenger RNA of Jaminaea rosea, 1766 nucleotides long. RefSeq lists its product as hypothetical. Lineage: Eukaryota; Fungi; Basidiomycota; Exobasidiomycetes; Microstromatales. The coding region runs from base 105 to 1598 and encodes 497 amino acids. The record is from RefSeq and is a predicted model, not a curated record. The transcript is spliced from 3 exons.